Molecule: messenger RNA, 1629 nt
Organism: Suncus etruscus (white-toothed pygmy shrew)
Lineage: Eukaryota; Metazoa; Chordata; Mammalia; Eulipotyphla; Soricidae
Gene: LRRIQ4
Product: leucine rich repeats and IQ motif containing 4
Exons: 5
Molecular function (GO): protein binding
Source: RefSeq, a predicted model, not a curated record
AUGUCUGUGGUACCACCAAUAGCUGUUUCAUCUAAAUGUUUUAAAAAUGAUCCAGUAUUGGUUUGUGAUAAAACAUAUUUCAUUGAUGCUUCUAAUAAGAGCUUGAAUACUUUUCCGUUAAGUAUCCUACUAUUAAAGGAAUUAGAAGAAGUGCAUCUAGAAAACAAUGAGAUUGAUGAAAUCCCCAGUGCUAUUCAGAAUUUAGAGAACAUCAGAGUCCUUUACCUGAACAAAAACAAAUUGAGUGAACUGUGUCCAGAGAUGGGGAAACUGAGUAAAUUGGAGGGCUUGGACCUGAGCAACAAUCCCCUCUUGGUGUCUUCCCUGCACGUCCUCAGUAAUAUCCAUUCCUUGCGUGAACUCCGUCUCUACAACAGCGACCUGGAGGAGAUUCCUAUUGUCAUCUGUAAAUUCCUUCAUCAUUUGGAGCUGCUUGGACUGAGUGGAAACAAACUGAAAGCUCUGCCCAGGGAAGUAAUGACUCUAACCAAACUAAGGGAGAUAUACUUGAAGCAUAAUCAAUUUGAAAGUUUCCCUCCAGAACUAUGCAUGCUCCCUAAUCUUGAGAUCAUUGAUUUUGAUGAGAACAAAAUAAGUGUCAUCCCAGAGGAGAUCAAGGACCUAAAGAAGCUGCAGAAGUUUUAUGUGGCUAAUAACAACUUGUCUAUUCUACCUGAGUCACUGGGACAGUGUACUUACCUAUCAGUGUUGGAUUUAUCCUAUAACUAUCUACGCUUCAUCCCACAAACUCUAUCUGGGAUAUUGGAGAUGACUGAAUUGGGUCUGAGUGGCAACCACCUAGGGAAGAUAUCACACUUCAUAUGCAAGUGGACCUCACUGCACCUGCUCUACAUGCAUAACACGGGUCUAAAAGGACUGCGCCGCUCUUUCCGGCAUUUGAUCAACUUGCGUUUCCUGGAUCUCAGCCAAAAUUCUCUGGAUUGUUGUCCACGAUUUAUCUGUGCAAUGAAAAAUCUGGAAGUGCUGGCACUGGAUGAUAAUAAGCUAUGGAAGUUGCCUUCAGAAUUUGGCUCACUUUCAGAACUGAAGAUCCUUGGGCUAUCUGGAAAUCAGUUCUUUAGAUUUCCAGAAGAAAUACUUCAUUUAGAAUCUUUAGAGAAAUUAUACAUUGGGCAAGAUCUGGGCAACAAGUUCACCAGUUUACCCGAAGGCAUUAGCAUCCUACAGAAUCUUAUAGAGCUGCAUGUAGAGAACAAUAAACUGGAAUCCUUGCCUAAAUCCUUAGGGGAAAUGCCUAAUCUGAAAGUUCUUGACUGUCGCAACAAUUUACUUAAGCAACUUCCCGAUACCAUUUGUCAAGCACAAGGUUUGACAGAAUUGCUGCUUGAUUACAACUUGCUCACCAAACUUCCAUAUCAUUUGGAUUCUCUGGAGAACCUGAAUGUUCUGACACUACAAGACAAUCCAAUGGAAGUGCCCCCCAUAGAAGAAUGUGUCAAAGGUUGCAAGGCCAUAUGGGAAUAUCUUCAAGAAUAUAGAAAUAAAAUAUUUAUGGCAACAAAGAUUCAGGCAUGGUGGCGUGGAGUCAUGGUGCGAAAAGGACUAGGGAAGUUUGAAGAACUAAGGCUGCAAAAAAAAGGAAAAAAUUCUGCCAAGGAUAAGAAAGAU